Molecule: messenger RNA, 933 nt
Organism: Clonostachys rhizophaga
Lineage: Eukaryota; Fungi; Ascomycota; Sordariomycetes; Hypocreales; Bionectriaceae
Source: the annotation of a GenBank genome assembly
AUGUCUUGGGAACUUGGAACCCCAAACCUUCCAUUCCAACCUCCUCGUUCGACCACUAGCAUUGGCGACCUACUUUUCCAGCUCAAGCAUGCUCAAAAGAUCGGAGACAGGAGACCGACAACCCAAGGGAGCCUCCUCAACAAAAGGAUCAACGAUUUCCAAAAGAUCUUUUACACCCAGGAUGGCAUUCAUGGAAGGGACCUUUUCGACCUCCAAGCUGAUGAGCAUCGUUUCGGCUUGAUGGAAAUGGCUCACAGCUUCUUACUUCAACAAGGCUCCAUGUUCUGGCCUGCAGAUGCUAGCCACUACAAUUACAAGCCAGAUCUCGUUAUUGAUCGGGACAGAGAGGAGAUACAAUCCACCCUGGCACAGAUAUUCUACAAGAAAAACCUGUCUAGGUCCAAGAACAUUCCUAUUCGAGAGUCCGAUAUACAGCCAUCUCAACUACUCGUUUUCAAAGCAGAGCCUUCACAAGAGAUCGAAGCCUUUGAUACAAGCAAUCUUUCAACUCAACCCGAGGCUGCUUCCGAAACAGAUACCGCUACGCACAUUGAAGUGUAUGGGAAUGAGCCUGGCUCGUCUACAGCAUCGGUAAGGACUAGUCGUUCCUCACCUGGAAGAGGUUUCGACCGGUCGUGGGCUGCUUCUCCGAGCAGUGUUAGCUCAGGCGCCACUCCUGAACAUGUAUCGGUCCGCCAAAGCGGUACCCCAGAGCCAGCCAUGGUUGAGUCGAUUGAGGGGCUUAGCAGCUCCGGAUUUGGAAGCGACUCCAGCCCAAAUGUUGAUGUGAACCACGGUUCAACCUUGACGUGCCGCACACCUUCGGCAGCCCCAGAAUCAGAGGCCUCUUCCUGGAUGUCCUGGACCAUACGCUGGGCCGGAAACUUCGCAAUGAGCCUUUCUAUUGCUAGAGACUCGAAUCCUCCGGAGUAG